Encephalitozoon romaleae SJ-2008 is the source of this 1080-nucleotide messenger RNA. Its product is annotated as alpha-tubulin suppressor-like protein. Bases 1 to 1080 code for a protein of 359 amino acids. Gene Ontology annotation, molecular function: guanyl-nucleotide exchange factor activity. Gene Ontology annotation, cellular component: cytoplasm. The transcript has a single exon. The record is from RefSeq and is a predicted model, not a curated record. NCBI's taxonomy places the organism in Eukaryota, Fungi, Microsporidia, Unikaryonidae.
AUGGGCGUCUUUGUUUUCGGAUCAAAUGCCAUAUCCCAGUUGGGACUAGGAGAAGACGAGGGAAGCACUCAUGUUCCAACAAGGCUUUCUUUCUUUGAUGGAUUGUCUCCGGCCAAGGUUAGAUGUGGGUCAUUACACACAUUGAUACUUGAUUCUGAUGGGACGUUAUAUUCUUGGGGAUGUAAUGAUGAAGGCGCGUUAGGAAGAGAUGGUGACGAAUCUACCCCCAAAAAAGUUUGUCUUAGAGAAAAGGUUGUGGAUAUGGACUGUGGCGCUUCCAUCUCUGCAGCAUUGACUUCUAGUGGGCAUGUAUACGUCUGGGGAACAUUUAGAUCGACCAACGGUGCCUUUGGAUUAACCCCAAGAGAGAGCAUUUCUUUCGUCCCCAUAAAGGUUCCUCUCAAAAAUAUAAGAGCUUUGAGUGCCGGCCAAAGCUUUAUAGCAGCACUUGACCUGAAAGAUGCAAUUUUCACCUUUGGCUCAAACGAAUUUGGAGAACUUGGAAGAAGGACAUCUGAAAGAAACAAGCUAAGAGCUCUUAUACCAGACGCAGUAACGACGCCUAGAAAGCGUUUACAAAAUUAUAGAUUCAAAUCGAUCGGAUGCGGCCUGAACCACUUGAUAGCGCUGAAUGCAGAUGGAGAAGCCUAUUGCUGGGGAUCGAACUUAUAUGGGCAGUUGGGGCAUGACAAAGCCGAAAGCACUUUUAAUAAGUACAAGGUGCCUCUGGAUGGGAUAGUUCAGGCGGUUGGAGGGGAAAACCAUAGCUUGUUUAUCACCCGAGACGGGAGUCUAUAUGGGUGUGGCAGGAAUAAGGAGGGACAGCUCGGCAUCCAAUCAACAGAAAGCAUAAGAUCACCCGUAAGGCUUGGGCUUGAUGGGGUGGAAGCAGUCCGUUCUUAUAAUAGCUUUAACAUAUGUAAGAUUGGAAACGAAUUAUAUUCAUGGGGAACAGGAUUCAAUGGUGCACUGGGGCACGAGGAAGAGACCUUAUUUUCACCAAAAAAAAUUCCGUUCGACUUCCCUAGUGUGAUAGACUUUGAUGUUGGGAAUGAUUUUUCUGUUAUAGUGACUAAGUAA